Molecule: messenger RNA, 1430 nt
Organism: Fusarium redolens
Lineage: Eukaryota; Fungi; Ascomycota; Sordariomycetes; Hypocreales; Nectriaceae
Exons: 1
Coding region: 119-1384 (421 amino acids)
Molecular function (GO): FAD binding
Source: RefSeq, a predicted model, not a curated record
CGGAAAUAGUAUUAAAGAUGGAAAUAAGUGCCAAGAAAAUGUGGACGUAGAGUGUAUUCUUCAUUGUAGAGUCAAGUAAACCAUCCGACGAUUCCGCGUUUUCAGCCGCUCCAACCAAAUGUCAGGCCUAAGAGUCCUCGUGUCAGGAGCCUCAAUCGCAGGACCUGCGACAGCGUAUUGGCUCGCCAAGGCUGGUGCAAAGGUCACAGUGAUUGAACGCUUUCCAGCUCUGCGUACGGGUGGACAAGCUGUCGACAUUCGUACCGCUGGUGUUUCUGUUAUGCGAAAGAUGGCGGGUUUGGAAGCCGCUGUGCGAACCAAGUCGACGCAAGAAGAAGGGAUCAGCUUCGUUCGCGAAGAUGGUACACCUUACGGAGUUAUUAGACCAACUGGGAAUCCUGACCAACAGUCGCUUGUCUCAGAAUAUGAGAUCUUACGCGGAGAUUUAUCCGGGAUCUUAUUCGAUAUGACAAAAGACAACAAGAACAUCAACUACGUCUUUGAUGAGCAGAUAGCGUCGAUGCAGCAAAGUGAAAAGAUUACCAGUCCUAUCAAAGUCACCUUUACAAAUGGUACGGAAGCUUCGGAGUACGACUUGGUGGUCGCUUGCGAUGGCGCGAUGUCAAGGACGCGUGCUCUGGGACUAGGAUGUAAUGUUGGUGAUCACAUCGUCUCAACCAACUGUUGGUCAGCCUACUUCUCAAUAUCCCAGGAUGUUCUCAAUGGAAGCAAAAUUGGACAGGGAUUUAACGCAGUGAGAGGUCGAAAUAUCAGUAUUGGAUCGGAUCCCGCAGGCUUCAGUCGCGUCUUGCUCAUGUGCAUGAACCCGAGGGAUAAGCCAGAGAGCGCGGUCGCGUUUCGGGAAGCUUCAGCAAAAGGGAACGACGCGCUCAAGAAGUACAUUGUGCAACACUACAGUGAUGUCGGAUGGAAGAGUGACAUUGCAAUGAAAGAAAUGAUGAAUUCGGAGGAUUUUUAUGCGAGUGAAAUUGUACAGGUCAAAGCACAAACAUUGUCCAAGGGACGAUUUGUUUUGGUUGGUGAUGCAGGAUACGCAGCUGGUCUCACUGGCGGUGGAACGAGCCUUGCUCUUGCAGGCGCCUACAUCCUAGCAGGAGAGCUGAGUAAACACAAGGGAGAUAUCACAGCUGGUCUUCAAGGCUACGAGCAACAGAUCAGGCCUUUGAUCAACAAAAUGCAGGUAAUUCCUCCACUCAUCACAACAAUUCUGGCGCCGCAGACGGCUUGGGGAAUUUGGCUGCGCAACAAUAUUUUCGCGUUUGUUGCAUGGACGGGUCUCGUUGAGCUUGCUCAGCGGUACAUUGGCGGUGGCUUUGGCGAUGCGAAAGCAUUUCCAAUCCCGGAGUACGAUUGGGAGAAAUGAGACGUGAAUUCAAUUCAGUUUCGCCGUUCUAGAGAUAACUGAGAGA